Messenger RNA from Peronospora matthiolae, 756 nucleotides. NCBI's taxonomy places the organism in Eukaryota, Oomycota, Peronosporomycetes, Peronosporales, Peronosporaceae. The record is from the annotation of a GenBank genome assembly.
AUGGCCGGCGCAAGUACCCGAAAGAAUGGCUCUACACCACAGACGCCCGAGCAGACGGGCACCACCCGCGCAUCAGCGUCUUCGUCUCCCGGAUCCGGUCCCGACGCGGACGAGCUCACGGCGCUCAUCAAGGCCAUCAAGUUUGCGCAUCCGGAAUUUGGCGUCAAGCGCGUCCACGACCACGUCGUGUCUCAUGGGGGCAAGUUCACGCGCGUGCCUUUCAAGCGCGUUAAGCGCUACAUGCACAAGAUGGGGAUGAACUCUCCCAUGGAAGAGAGCAGCAAGGAGCCGUUGAAGCUCAUGACCGUGGGCGGGGCCUCCAAGUCGCUGCGUGAGGGCGGCGUGGACGAACCUUCGCAGGCGUCGGACGAGAUGGUGUGGCUGCCUGUGAAGCUGGACGAACCAGCGUCCAAGCUGCAGGAGUUCCCGUACCAAGCGGUGAUUCGCGUGAACAUGAACGAAGACGGCGAUGCCGAGGGUUCUCUUGGAGAGAUCUACAAGAUCCAGGUGGCUACAGAAACCGACGGAUCGCUGAGCACCAUUCAUCCCAUGCUGGUUUAUAACAAGGCACGGUCGCGCAAGACGUUUCUGCACCCGGACUCGCCGGCCUAUCUACCGGUGCAACGACUGGUGGCAGCUGAAGGAACCAAGGGCACGAUGGGUGGCUCCAAGGCUUACUUCUGGGGCCGGUACUUUAAAAUUGAAGACAUGCUGUACAUCAACACGGUAAAGAUGGCACCGAGCCAGCAGUGGUAG